Molecule: messenger RNA, 1217 nt
Organism: Zingiber officinale
Lineage: Eukaryota; Viridiplantae; Streptophyta; Magnoliopsida; Zingiberales; Zingiberaceae
Product: transcription factor MYB39-like
Exons: 3
Coding region: 114-1034 (306 amino acids)
Source: RefSeq, a predicted model, not a curated record
GUUCUCUAUCUUUAUCGUUAGUAAUUAAGAUCUGAUUUUUCCCCCCCACUUUUAGCUCAUUCGAUCGUCUUGUGAUUUCAACGAUUUAGUUGCCGGCGCAGAGAAUUGUCGGCAUGGGAAGGUCUCCGAUCAGCCAUGAGGUCGCCGUCGGUAGCGUGAAGAAGGGGCCGUGGACGCCGGAGGAGGACCAGAAGCUGGUGGAGUACGUGGAGAAGCACGGCCGGGGAAGCUGGCAGCGGAUCCCUGCGCUCGCCGGCCUCAACCGCUGCGGCAAGAGCUGCCGGCUCCGGUGGACCAAUUACCUCCGGCCGGACAUCAAGCGGGGCGAGUUCACCGACGACGAGGAGAAACGCAUCGUCCACCUCCAUUCUCUCCUCGGAAACAAGUGGUCGUCGAUCGCGGCGGAGUUACCGGGGAGGACCGACAACGAGAUCAAGAACUACUGGAACACGCACCUGAAGAAGAAGCUCCUGCGAAUGGGGAUCGACCCAGUGACCCACCGGCCGGCGCCGGCCAACCUCGGCCUGCUCUCAGGCUUGCUGUCCCCUGCAGCAGCCGCAGGCAAUUUGGGCGACGCUCUCAAGAUUCAGGUCGACCUGGCGCACCUUCUCAAGCUGCAGCUGGUGCAGAGCCUGCUCCACGUCCUCACCGCCGGCGCCGCCACCCCGAACGUUGACCUGCUCCAAUCAUUAACGCCGCCGCCAAAUCCUCUAGCACGUAGCAGCGAUCUUCUCCUCCAGAGCUCAACCAACACUCUCGUCCCCAACCUCUCAACGUUGAGCCAGUUCUUGAGUCCGGACGCUUCCAUGGAGAUCAGCAGCACGAGCUCUUUUCCGGCAGCGGCGGCUGCGCCGCCGCCGCCUCCUCUGGUUUCACCCUGCUCGGGAGCCCACAACAGCGAGAUAACCAAGCCAAGCAGCGAUCACAGCGACUGGGAAGACCUCAAGCUGGAUGAUAUUGACAGUGAUUGCUGGAAAGACAUCAUAGAUCAAAUGCCGCCAUGGUACGAGGAAAUCCUGGAAAGCAGCUUGUAAACAAAGUUCAUACAAUAUUUCAGACACCACCAUAAACUUUGAAUUGCUCAAGUUUUGUACACAAUGUUCAUGAAAUCAAAUAGCUAGCGGUGAAUAAAAAUAAAGAAUUAUUUCUUUUUUUUUCCCUUUUCUUUCAGUAUUAUUUAUGUAUUGUACCAGAUAUUGUGAUUAAAGAAUAGUUGA